CAGGCUUGUAUUGAUGAAUAUGGCAGCAUGUCUCCUCCUCAUUUUCCAGAAAGCCUCAUUACAAUUUCAGCCACACCUGGUGAAGGUGCAGUUAAAGAAUUAAGUUAUCCUGUCACAUUGCAAGGAAUAACAGAAUCUGAUAUUGAGAAAAUAAACAUUGUAUUAACAAUAGGUGACUUCCAGCAAGCAUUUGCUGGCUCUAUUGCUUCAAAUGCAGGGCCACUUUCUCCAGAUGAUGAGGAGUGGAAACUAGCAGGAAAAGUACUACGAGAAAACUCUGAUAAAUUUUUAAAAAUUCUGGCAGCCCCGAAUAACCUAUCAGCUGUCAUUAUGAGCUUCUAUGCUAAAGAGCUAAUUUCUGAUGCAACUGUCACCGAGUGUAUGAAUGAUGGCAGACCAGUACAUGAUAGAUGUGCUUCAUUACUGUUUGCUCUUAAAGCUACCAUUGAUGGGAAACCUCAGGCAAUGAAUACUUUAAUUGAAGUAUUGAAAGAAAAUGAAGCAUUUACAGAAAUUGCUGAUAAAAUGGCACAGUCAUUGAUCAAUCCUUAGUUCCUUAGCUGUAAAUUUUGAACUUUUUGUAAUGGUAAUGUCAAUGUGAAAACA
This is a messenger RNA of Amphimedon queenslandica, 606 nucleotides long. RefSeq lists its product as uncharacterized. Lineage: Eukaryota; Metazoa; Porifera; Demospongiae; Haplosclerida; Niphatidae. Bases 28 to 552 code for a protein of 174 amino acids. The transcript is spliced from 3 exons. The record is from RefSeq and is a predicted model, not a curated record.